This is a messenger RNA of Trichomonas vaginalis G3, 708 nucleotides long. RefSeq lists its product as uncharacterized. The transcript has a single exon. Lineage: Eukaryota; Parabasalia; Trichomonadida; Trichomonadidae. The record is from RefSeq and is a predicted model, not a curated record. Bases 1 to 708 code for a protein of 235 amino acids.
AUGGAAGCAAGGGAAGGGAAGUCAACAAAAAACAAAGCUUCUUUAAAUAUCCCGAGAAACAAAGAGGUAUAUGUUGUUUCUUCUGGCUCUUCUGAAGCUUCUGACUCACCAAAUGACCGUCCUGAGCCAAAACAGCGCAAUGAAACAACAAAACCACAAAAUAUGCAUUCUCUUUUAUUAGAAGAAACAAGAAUACGACUUCAGAACUUCGCUGCUGAUGUAGAACAGUACCAUGACGAAAUUCCAGAAGUUGAAUCUCCAGUUGACGACUCUGAAGAGAAAAUACCACCAAGGAAAAGUCUUUUAUCACAUGUUAGACCUCAAAUAGCUACUCCACCUUCAAAAAUUCAACAUAUCGAAAAAAAUUCUUCUGCACAAAAAACUCUCAACAAAUAUGUCGAUAAAAAACAUAAAAAGAACAAAUCUGUGCAAAGUGACACCUCAGAAUCCGCUCCAAAAUCACCAGAUCCACAAAUAAACUUAACACGUGAAGAAAAUGCGAAAAUUCUUGUGAAAAUAUAUGAAUUCUACAAAGGGAAGUACUCCAAAAUACAAAUACUUGUUGCUUUGCACAAACACGCAGGUAGAAUUUACGAAGCCAUGAUUGCUCUCUCCAGGAACGAAGUUGAUGAUGAUCCUAGACUUCUUGUUGAUACCACUUGUGUUUCUGGUUCUUCGGAAGACAAAAAGAAAUAUUUUGUUAACUAA